Messenger RNA from Phragmites australis (common reed), 4824 nucleotides. RefSeq lists its product as uncharacterized. Gene Ontology annotation, biological process: DNA repair; telomere maintenance. Gene Ontology annotation, molecular function: DNA helicase activity. The transcript has 3 exons. NCBI's taxonomy places the organism in Eukaryota, Viridiplantae, Streptophyta, Magnoliopsida, Poales, Poaceae. The coding region runs from base 1 to 3954 and encodes 1317 amino acids. The record is from RefSeq and is a predicted model, not a curated record.
AUGCUGAAGCCUGUUGAAAACUGCAAAUAUUGCGGUGCGAAUAAGUUUGAGCAUGAGACGAAUGGGUUCUGCUGCAGGAAUGGAAAGAUUGGAUUGUCCACUCCAGAUACGCCACCCGAGCUCAUGAGGCUCUGGUCGAGUGCAGAUACUGAUGCUAGGCACUUCCGUGACAAUAUAAGAUUUUUCAAUGGUCAUUUCUCAUUCACCUCACUUUACUGUCACCUUGACAGUAAGACAACUGACAUGAAAAAAAGUGGUAUUUAUACGUUUCGUGCCCACGGCCAAAUGUACCACAACAUACGGUCGUUUGGUAGAGAUGGUUCGGAACCCAAGCAUCUGGAACUUUACUUCUAUGAUGACGAUCCCAGUUUAGAGCACCGGUAUCACCACUGCCGCCGAGAGCAGUAUCAGCAAGACAAGAAAGUCAUUGCAAUGCUGGUUGGCAUACUUCGUGGCAACCCAUACUCUGAACACCUCAGGAGUAUGGGACAGGUUGAGGACCUCGAGGACUACCGUGUGACACUGAACCUUGACUAUAGGUUGGACCAGAGAACAUAUAACGUCCCGGCGACUUCAGAGGUGGCCGCUGUUUUCGGCACUAACUUUGAACGUCAUAUGCUCUAUGCAGAUUCUAAUGGCAUGCUAUGCGUGUCUGUGCGGGAUUACUACUGCUACAAAUUCCAGAUACGGCCAGGGAUAUUCAACCCAAUACUGUUUGGCAAGCGUCUUUUUCAGCAGUUCGCGGUCGACACAUACAUCAAGAUCGAAAGCUCGCGGCUGGACUACAUAUGGGCUCAUCAGAAGGAGUUAAGGGCGGACUUGUACCAAGGCUUGGUGGACAGCGUGCAUGCCGGGGAGGGUAGAGCUGACGCGGUUGGAAAACGGACCGUGCUGGCUACAUCAUUUAUCGGUGGACCUCGGGAUAAGAGGCGUCGGUACCUGGAUGCUAUGGCUUUAGUGCAAAAAUAUGGGAAGCCGGACAUCUUCCUCACAAUGACAUGCAACCCAAAUUGGGAUGAGAUCACACGCGUGCUCUACCCUGGGCAGAUACCCCAGGAUCGUCCGGAUCUCGUCGUGCGUGUUUUCAGGGCGAAGCUAGAGGAACUAAAAAAGCAGUUGCUUGAUAAGCACAUGCUUGGCAAGGUGAAGGCCUAUGUCUAUGUGGUAGAGUUCCAGAAGAGGGGUCUACCGCAUGCCCACUUCCUGCUCAUCAUGCAGGGGCGGUACAAGCUCACAUGUCCGGAGCAGUAUGAUUGUAUCAUCUCUGCCGAGCUCCCGGACAAGCAUAAGUACCCAGAGCUAUACAAGAUGGUCGUCAAGCAUAUGAUGCAUGGCCCUUGCGGUGUGCUGAACCGCGAUUGCCCAUGCACGAAGGACCGUCCCACAUGCAAGAAUCAUUAUCCGCGACCUUUCAACGUGACUACCUUACAAGGCAAAGACUCCUACCCGGUGUAUAGGAGACGUGAUGAUGGCCGGCAUGCAAUGGUUCGAAAACACGAGCUAGACAAUAGGUGGGUCGUCCCAUACAACCCUUACCUACUACGACUGUUCAACUGCCACAUCAAUGUUGAGGUAUGCUCGAGUAUAAAAGCGGUUAAAUACCUAUUCAAGUACAUAUACAAGGGCCACGACCGAGCGUCUGUGACUGUGAACGAGGCUGACAGCAAUGGCAACAUCGAUGAGAUCAGGCAGUAUAGGGACGCGAGAUGGGUGACCCCUCCGGAAGCCUUGUGGAGGAUAUACGGCUUUGACCUGAGCAAGAACUCACCACCUGUGAUGCAACUACAACUUCAUCUCCCGAAUAUGCACAUGGUUUCGUUUCAAGAGGGCCAAGAUAUCCAAGAAGUGCUCAAUCGGGAAGAUGCUGAGAAGUCAAUGCUAACAGAGUAUUUCGAGGCGAACAGAGUACAUGAGCAUGCUCGGGAUAUCUUGUAUCGGGAUUUUCCCGAGUGGUAUACUUGGCAGAAAGGUAAAAAUAAAAAUUUCUGGCAACGAAGGAGACGAGAAGGUGGACAGGUUGGUAGAAUCGUGUCAGCUCAUCCAGCCGAGGGGGAACGCUACUACCUACGGGUUCUCCUAAACCACGUGACUGGCGCCACCUCCUUUGCUAACCUAAGGAUGGUUGACGGUGAGAUCCUACCUACCUUUCGUGAAGCCGCAGAGAGAAGGGGCCUGAUUGAGGCAGACAACACAUUGGACGAGUGUCUUAUGGAAGCCGAGUUGUUCCAAAUGCCACCAUCUCUCCGAAGGCUCUUUGCAACAAUAUUGGUAUUCUGUGAGCCCAGCGACGUGCGUGGACUUUGGAACAAGCACCGGGAGGCAAUGUCGGAAGACUAUCGUCGCAUCAAUCCAUGCACACUCGCGGUCCAACAAAUGGUUUUAAUAGAUAUUAGAAACAUGCUACAAUCAAUGGGUAAAGAUAUACGGUCGUUCCCUCUCCCUGAGAUCGACGAGGCACAUGACACGGCAAACGGUGUGCCUAGGGAGAUCUUUGAGGAGUCCACGAUCGAGAUUGACCAUGAGCACGCAACUUUGUCGGAUUCCCUCAAUGCCGAGCAGAGGGCCGCCUACGAUGAGAUUCUAUCUGCUAUUGACAGUGACGAGGGCAGCGUGUUUUUCGUGGAUGGACCAGGAGGGACAGGGAAGACUUUUUUGUACAAGGCAUUGCUUGCAACGAUACGCGGGCAGGAGAAGAUUGCCGUGGCAACAGCUACGUCCGGUGUUGCAGCUUCCAUAAUGCAUGGAGGAAGAACCGCGCACUCACGCUUCAAGAUACCACUUAAUGUUGACGAUGGUGCGUUCUGUAGCUUCACAAAACAGAGUGGGAUUGCCAAGCUUCUGCGGGCGACUUCACUCAUUAUUUGGGACGAAGCCUCCAUGACUAAGAGACAGGCGGUGGAGGCGCUGGACAACAGCAUGCGUGACAUAAUGAGCCGACCAGAAGUGCCGUUCGGUGGGAAGACGGUUGUGUUUGGUGGAGAUUUCAGGCAGGUCCUCCCUGUUGUCCGCAAGGGAUCAAGGGCUCAGAUAAUUGAUGCGUCGCUGCGUAGGUCGUACCUAUGGAAUUGCAUGCGUCACCUAAAACUUGUACGCAACAUGAGGGCACAUAGCGACCCGUGGUUUGCGGAGUACCUACUGCGCAUCGGUGGUGGCACUGAGGAGGCCAAUGGUGAUGGCGAAGUACGUCUUCCUAGCGACAUAUGCGUGUCGUAUACAGGGGAGGACACGAACCUCGAUAAACUGAUAGAUAACGUUUUUCCAAUGCUUGAUGAUAAUAUGUCGGAUCCAAACUACAUCACCUCGAGAGCCAUCUUGUCCACACGGAACGAUUGUGUGGACCAAAUUAAUAUGAAGAUGAUCGGUCGCUUCCGAGGGGAGGAGGUGGUAUAUCAUAGCUUUGAUCGUGCAGAAGACGAUCCCCAUAACUACUACCCCCCUGAGUUUCUUAACUCGCUGACACCAAACGGGCUACCUCCACACGUUCUAAAGCUCAAGAUGAACUGUCCUAUCAUAUUACUUAGGAACAUUGACCCCGCGAACGGACUUUGCAAUGGUACGAGGCUGGUGGUCCGGGGGUUCCAGAGAAAUGCAAUAGAUGCAGAGAUUGUGUUGGGGCAGCAUGCUGGAAAGAGGGUUUUUCUGCCUCGGAUCCCCCUGUGCCCCUCUGAUGAUGAGAUGUUCCCUUUCCAGUUUAAGAGGAAGCAGUUUCCUAUCAGGCUCAGCUUCGCCAUGACAGUCAACAAGGCACAAGGGCAAACCAUCCCCAAUGUCGGCAUUUACCUGCCUGAGCCGGUGUUCUCUCACGGUCAAUUAUAUGUCGCGCUAUCUAGAGCCACCGCCAGAGCGAACAUCAGGAUCCUCGUCGUCCCAGCUGAUGACAAAAAAAAGAAGUGCUCAAAGCAAAGUGGGACAUACACGAAGAACAUCGUCUAUAGAGAGGUCCUUACGGCAUAGAGAAACAUUCAUUCAUACAUUUAUGCUCCAAAUUGCGGUUUUGUCUAAUCACUUGACUAGGAGGGACACUCAUAUCCGACAAGUCAAGAUAUAUGGCCCACGCCCGUAAGUUGGACUCCAUACAAGCACCCAUCUAUCCAUGUAUUAAUUUCUUUAGGAUAGUUUAUGUUUGACAAGUUCUGAUACUGGCUUGGCGGAAAAGGUAAAUGCCAGACAUUGUAUAAUGUUAGCAUUCAGUUGAUGAUCCAUUAGCUUAGAAUAGAAUCAAUGUAGAAUUGGAUGCUUAUAUAAUGUCAAAUACUUUGCCUCCUAUAUGACCUUGAUUGAAUUUGCUGUUACUCUUGAAAUCCUCAUUCUUAUGAUGUCUCUUGUUUUCAGAACCCUGUUCCCCACCAACCAUUUCAUUUUACUUAAAGGGAAUUCAUAAUAUAUACUCCACUGUUAGGUGACAGUCGAUGGACAUACUCCACUGCCUGCUCAAGACUAAUGAAAGCUUAGGAAUCAGAGUUCAGAUUCCCAGUGGGAACCCUGAUUGUGCUUCAUUCCUCCCAUAAUGGCCAUGCAGAAUUCAACAUUGAAGAUUUGAAGUAUCUAUUGGAGCACCAGUUGGCUCCCUGAAACAGCAAACAGAGAAUUGUUUGCUGAUUUGUCUGUCCGUACGAUUGUACAAUUUAUACCCAUGUAAUCUAACAUGACCCAUCUCCAUGUGCGAGAGAGGUCCUCUGGGAGAGCAUCGUCCGCAGAAAUCUCUUGCCUCUUAUUUUUUACCAUGUACCUGGUUCAUUUGAUACAGUUUAUUUAUGAUAGUUAUCUUUUUUAGAGGAGUUUAUGAUAGUUAUCUUUUUCCAUGUACCUGGUUCAUUUGAUACA